AUGGCGGAGACCGUCAGCUCUGCAAGAUCUCCACUGUCAGCCAAAAGAACGGCACUUCUUGAGACGGCUCGCAAAGGCGCAAUGGAUGCCAAGAUAAUGGACCGUCUUGUGCUUAGGGGCGUGGAGGAUCUUGCUGUUGGCAUUGAAGCGGCGGGAAACGAUUUUAUCCUCGUUUCGGCAUGGAUAUAUCUGGCCACGCCGAUGAAAAAGGAGCCACCGUUGGACUUCACCAGAAACGCAAUAGAGCUCUUCUUGCCUGUAUCGGGAACAUUACGGAAACACAUUGAGAGGCAGGCAAAACUGACCAAGAUUGACCAGCUGGCCCUGGACGAGUUUCUUGACCAUGUGCCAAUAGCUUCUCCUAGAGAAUUGGCAUUAGAUUACCUCUUACACCGAGACCACCACGUUUUGGUAAAACUAUGCACACAGAAAAUCCUGAAGCUGGUUAUCGACGCUGCUCAGCUGGAAAACGAGAAAAGCAUGUUGCUGGUCGAGAUGCUUGUGGACCAACUGCGCCCGCUGGCAGGGUUUGACAAAAUAGAGCAUCUGAAUUGGUGCGCAGGUCGUACAUUCUCUCUGGAAACAUGGCUUCGAGCCAGGACCAAGAGACUGGGCUUUUCGCUCUGGGUCUGCUUUUCAACCUCCAAGAGCACGUUUCCUGGCCAGAGAACGCCAAACCGCUCUUUGAAGAGCUGCUACAGUCGGUUAAAAUCGAGCAAAAUCUGCAGAAUGCCACAAGAGUUCAUGCUAUAG
Ogataea angusta is the source of this 753-nucleotide messenger RNA. RefSeq lists its product as uncharacterized. The transcript has 2 exons. Bases 1 to 753 code for a protein of 250 amino acids. The record is from RefSeq and is a predicted model, not a curated record. NCBI's taxonomy places the organism in Eukaryota, Fungi, Ascomycota, Pichiomycetes, Pichiales, Pichiaceae.